Molecule: messenger RNA, 3560 nt
Organism: Suncus etruscus (white-toothed pygmy shrew)
Lineage: Eukaryota; Metazoa; Chordata; Mammalia; Eulipotyphla; Soricidae
Gene: FMNL1
Product: formin like 1
Exons: 27
Coding region: 1-3333 (1110 amino acids)
Biological process (GO): cortical actin cytoskeleton organization; regulation of cell shape; cell migration
Cellular component (GO): cytosol
Molecular function (GO): actin filament binding; small GTPase binding
Source: RefSeq, a predicted model, not a curated record
AUGGGCAACGCGGCCGGCAGCUCCGAGCAGCCUGCGCCGCCCGCCGCGCCGCCCCCCAAGCCGCCCGCGGCGCCCAAGCAGCCCAUGCCCGCGGCCGGAGAGCUGGAGGAGCGGUUCCACCGGGUGCUGAAUUGCAUGAACUUGCCCCCAGACAAGGUCCAGCUGCUGAGCCAGUAUGACAACGAGAAGAAAUGGGAGCUCAUCUGUGACCAGGAACGGUUCCAGGUCAAGAACCCGCCCACUGCCUAUAUCGAGAAGCUGAAGAGCUACCUGGAGACUGGGGGCAUUAGCCGAAAGGUGGCAGCUGACUGGAUGCCCAACCUAGGGUUCAAGAGGCGAGUCCAGGAGUCCACGCAGGUGCUGCGGGAGCUGGAAAUUUCCCUGAGGACGAACCAUAUUGGGUGGGUGCAGGAGUUCCUCAACGAAGAGAACCGGGGCCUGGAUGUGCUUCUGGAAUACUUGGCCUUCGCUCAGUGCUCCGUCACGUAUGACAUGGAGAGCAUUGACAAUGGAGGUCCCGGCUCGGAGAAGAGUAAGCCUCUGGAGCAUUCGAUGGAGGACCUCACCAAAGGGCCGUCUCCCUCCGUCACCCCACAACCCAAGACUCGCCACUUGACCAUCAAAUGCCCCCCUUCUCCCCGGAUGACCCCCGCUCACAGCAGGAAGACACUGCGGAAUUCACGCAUCGUCAGCCAGAAGGAUGAUGUACACGUGUGCAUCAUGUGCCUGCGAGCCAUCAUGAACUACCAGUCUGGCUUCAGUCUCGUCAUGAACCACCCCGCCUGCGUCAAUGAGAUUGCUUUGAGUCUGAACAACAAAAGCCCCAGAACCAAGGCACUGGUGUUAGAACUGCUGGCAGCUGUGUGUCUGGUGCGGGGCGGGCACAAUAUCAUCCUAGCAGCCUUCGACAACUUCAAGGAGGUGUGUGGGGAGCAGCACCGUUUUGAAAAGCUGAUGGACUAUUUCCGGAAUGAGGACAGCAACAUUGACUUUAUGGUGGCCUGCAUGCAGUUCAUCAACAUCGUGGUGCACUCAGUGGAGAACAUGAACUUCCGGGUCUUUCUGCAGUAUGAGUUCACCCACCUGGGCCUGGACCACUACCUGGAGAGUCUGCGCCUCACAGAGAGCGACAAGCUGCAGGUGCAGAUCCAGGCAUACCUGGACAAUGUGUUUGACGUGGGGACACUGCUGGAGGACACAGAGACCAAGAACGCGGUCCUGGAGCACAUGGAGGAGCUGCAGGACCAAGUGAGCCAGCUGACAGAGCGACUUCGGGACGCAGAGAACGAAUCCAUGGCCAAGAUCGCGGAGCUGGAAAAGCAGCUGAGCCAUGCCCGCAAGGAGCUGGAGACGCUGCGGGAGCGCUACGCGGCGUCUGCCUCUCUGGGUGUCUCCAGGCGUCCCCCGGAGCCUGAGAAAGUGUCGGUCCCCAGCCCGGCCAGGCCCUCUGCCCUGGAGCUGAAGGUGGAGGAGCUGGAGGAGAAGGGGUUAAUCCGAAUCCUGCGGGGACCGGGGGAUGCUGUCUCCAUCGAGAUCCUCCCGGGAGCUGUGACAACUCCCAGCCCCAGUGACGCUGCGACUCUGGGGGUGCCCACCAGCUCCCCCAGCCCAGAUCUACCAGAGGCACAACCUCCUGGACCCGAAUCUGCAACUCCGCCGCCCCCACCUCCGCCUCCACUGCCUGGUCUCUCCUCUCCGCUGCAAGACACCCCCUCUUUGGCGCCCCCACCACCUCCUCCUCUCCCAGGAGGCCUCGAACCCCCACCUCCUCCACCACUGCCGGGAGACUUGCCACCUCCACCCCCGCUGCCUCCUGGCACAGAUGGGCCGGUGCCUCCCCCACCGCCACCGCCUCCUGGAGGACCCUCGGAUGACCUAGGAGUUCCUGGUGCAGAUGUGGGUUCAGGAAUGAAAGCCAAGAAGCCCAUCCAGACCAAGUUCAGAAUGCCGCUCCUAAACUGGGUGGCCCUGAAGCCCAACCAGAUCUCAGGCACUGUCUUCACCGAGCUCAACGAUGAGAAAGUGCUGCAGGAGCUGGACAUGAGUGAAUUUGAGGAACAGUUCAAGACCAAGUCGCAAGGUCCCAGCCUAGAUAUCAGUGCUCUUAAGAGCAAGGCAUCCCAGAAGGCUCCCACCAAGGCCACACUCAUUGAGGCCAACCGGGCCAAGAACCUGGCUAUCACUCUGCGCAAGGGCAACCUGGGAGCUGACCGCAUCUGCCAGGCUAUUGAGACGUAUGACCUGCAGGUCCUGGGUCUGGACUUCCUGGAGCUGCUCACCCGUUUCUUGCCUACGGAAUAUGAGCGCAGUCUCAUUGCCCGCUUCGAGAAAGAACAGAGGCCAAUGGAGGAGCUGUCGGAGGAGGACCGGUUCAUGCUGCGCUUCAGCCGCAUCCCUCGCCUGUCUGAGCGCAUGACCACACUCACCUUCCUGGGCAACUUUCCGGAUACAGUUCAGCUGCUUAUGCCGCAACUGAAUGCCAUCAUUGCAGCCUCAAUGUCCAUCAAGUCGUCUGACAAACUUCGCCAGAUCCUGGAGAUCGUCCUGGCCUUUGGCAACUACAUGAACAGCAGCAAGCGUGGGGCAGCCUAUGGCUUCCGGCUCCAGAGUUUGGAUGCGCUGCUGGAGAUGAAAUCCACUGACCGGAAGCAGACACUGCUGCACUACUUGGUGAAAGUCAUUGCGGAGAAGUACCCACAGCUCACUGGCUUCCACACGGACCUGCACUUUUUAGACAAGGCGGGCUCAGUGUCCCUGGACAGCGUCCUCGGGGAUGUGCGUGCUCUGCAGAGAGGCCUGGAGUUGACCCAGCGUGAGUUUGUGCGCCAAGAUGACUGUGUGGUACUCAAGGAAUUCCUGAAGACCAACUCGCCCACCAUGGAUAAGAUGCUGGCAGACAGUAAGACAGCUCAGGAAGCCUACGAGUCCGUGGUGGAAUACUUCGGAGAGAACCCCAAGACCACGUCCCCCUCCAUGUUCUUUUCCCUCUUCAGCCGCUUCGUCAAGGCCUAUAAGAAAGCAGAGCAGGAAGUGGAGCAGUGGAAGAAAGAAGCUGCCCAGGAGGCAAGCACAGAAGACCCAGCCAAAGGGGAGCCCCCAGCAGCCAAGUCCCCACCCAAGGUCCGGGGACCGAAAAUGGACCUCAUUACUGAGCUGAAACGGAAGCAGCAGAAGGAGCCCCUCAUCUAUGAGAGUGACCGAGAUGGGGCCAUUGAGGACAUCAUCACAGAUCUGCGGAACCAACCCUACAUCCGAGCAGAUACCGGCCGCAGAAGUGCUCGCCGGCGACCCCCAGGACCCCCACUACAGGUCACCUCUGACCUCUCCUUGUAGCUGUUCUGGAUGCAGUUGUUAUGAAUUUGAUAGAUGGACUUCACUGGAGUGUAGGGGUGGAGAGGAAGCUAAUAGGGCUUUCGGCUUGCUCCCUCACCCCUACACCUUAUCUUGCCACUGGAGACAGCAUUGCUGGCCCCUCCUUGUAAAUGCUGCUUGCAGCACCCAACUGGCAGUAGCCAUUAAACUUAGUCACAGAGAAAUCCUAGGCUGUAAUUUAUGAAGUG